Messenger RNA from Cheilinus undulatus (humphead wrasse), 1153 nucleotides. RefSeq names its product pseudouridine synthase like 1 (gene pusl1). Bases 175 to 1053 code for a protein of 292 amino acids. Gene Ontology annotation, biological process: tRNA pseudouridine synthesis. Lineage: Eukaryota; Metazoa; Chordata; Actinopteri; Labriformes; Labridae. The record is from RefSeq and is a predicted model, not a curated record. The transcript has 9 exons. Gene Ontology annotation, molecular function: RNA binding; pseudouridine synthase activity.
CGACACACACCCCCCCUAUGAUUCAUGACAUCAUCAGCUAGCGACCGACGGAGCAACACUUCUACAACCUACGGAAAAUCCUUGUUCAGAGCUUCACAAAGAAACCGUUUCUCAUAGACAUGAAUUACUAUACAAAAACAUGAUCGCGAAGAGUCAAAUGCCAUCAGAGGGACCAUGCAAAACACGGCACGUUAUCUCAUCUUUUUUCAGUACAUUGGAACAAAAUACUGCGGCGCUGCAAAAGUACCUCCACAUCAGCUGCUUGGAAAAGGAGUCCAGGACUACUUAGAGGGUGCAAUAAGGAGACUGAACCCGUUCAACCCAGUGGCUCUGACAAUCUCCAGCCGCACUGACACAGGCGUCCAUGCUCUCUGUAACUCAGCUCACUUCGACCUCCAGCGCAAGAAUGAUAAACCACCAUUUUCCGAAGAUAUUCUUGUUGAGGCUCUUAAUUUCCACCUAGGGUCAGAGGACAUCAAGGUCACCCUUGCCUACCGUGUGCCUGGUGAUUUCCACGCCCGUUACCAUGCCCAGUCUCGGACCUACGUCUAUCGGAUAGCGCUUGGAGCCCCCCACAAGUCCCUGCUACCCCUCACAGACCGUAGUCUCUGCUGGAACCUGCACAACCUGGAACUGGAUGUUGGAGCUAUUAGAGAAGCUGCAGCCCUGCUGGUUGGGGUUCAUGACUUCAGCAGCUUCAGAGCAGUUAACUCUGAUCUGCCCUAUAAAAACCCUGUGAAGACACUGGAUGUGGUCAGCAUUCAGCCAGGAGGCUCCUUCGCUCAAGCACACUACCACAGGGAAAUAGAAUUCUGGGAGCUUACUUUUACAAGCAGAUCUUUUCUCUACAAGCAGGUGCGAAGGAUGGCAGGAGCCCUGGUGGCGGUAGGUCAGAGACGACUCUCACUGUCCCAGCUGAAGGAAAUACUGGAGGCCCGGGACACUCUAGCUUACCCACAAGGACUUGUUGCUCCAGCCCAUGGCCUCUUUCUCACCAGGGUCAACUACAAAGCAACAGAUAUUCAUUUUCACCAACAAACAUCAGAGGGAUAAAUUAUCUCCAGUGGAAACUCAGGAUUAUUUCAACAUUCAACUGUUUAUAAGCUGUAUUCCAACUUCUUUGAAAAGAACUGUAAUAAAGCUCAUGACAGCA